ACGCAGUGGGUGUCGAUGACGAAGGAGCGUAACCCCUUGGACCCCCACUGUGAUGCUGCUGCGACCGAAGGCCAGGCCAGUCUUACCCCCACCACACUCUUCAAUCUCCACAUUGAAUUUGAUGAGACUCUUCCCACAACCCUUACACACUGAUGUACAUUCCACGCAUGCCCACCCAGUCCGGGUCUCAGCCUGGCACUCUGGGUGGCUGCGGGCAAAAGGCACGCCCCUCUCAACAAAAGCAGCAGUGUCUGUGCCUGUGCGUGACAACUGUGGGAUGAUGAGCAGCAGCGCACAUCCAGUGUGCCCUCCAGGAGACAGGGUCACGACGUUUUAACAGAGAAAGAGUUCAUGAGCACUGCAACCGGUGAGGCUCUAUCAUGUCCACAUAUUGCUGCGUCCUGUCACAGAGAGCCAAAUGGACUCGACUCAUCUUGUCUGUUUUAUGUGUGCUGUUUUGUAAUAGGGUUGUUUUUUUAAAUUAGGAAUGGUUGAAUUUGACUAAAAACUUACAUGCAAGGUUAUUUGAUUUGAUUAAGAAUAAGUCACAGAUAUAUAAAAAAAAAUAAGGGGGAGAAAUGCAAUUUCAAGCAUGUGCAGUGUUGUUGCGUGUUUAAAUAAUUAGGACACCGUCUGAAACUAUAGUACAAAAUAUAAUGGCAUUAUCCUCGGCACACAUAUUGACGACUUGCUAAAUAACAUUUUACAAACAAUACAGACACAGAGCAGUUUUGAUCAAGUGGUACAAUUAGAGUCUUUGUGCUUUGGCUUUCUGUAUUUGUUCUUUUUAUGCUGUUUUGCAGCCCUCCUAUCAGCUUCCAGCUCAGACUCCAGUGUCUGCACUCAAUAGCCCUCUGUAUGUUGACACAGAAGAGGGACUAUACAGCGUCUCUCCUCCCUUUUCCCUCUCUCACUACAUCUCCCACCCCCUCUUUCUUUUCUUUUCUUUUUUUUGCCCUCACUGACAAGUGCACAUCCCCUGACACUGAGCCUGACGUCACAGAUGGCUAAAUGAGCUUCCCUGUAGUGCUUCAUUCAGUGAGAUUGGUUUUGGAGUUGAAAGUUAAAGUAGGGGGCGGGUACCAGGUAGCUUGAGGCAUCAGGUGUGCGUGUGGAGAGGGAGAAGGGGGGAAACAGAAGAAGAGGAGCAGCAAUCAGAUGAAUGAGCUCCAUGGCCACUGGACAUGUUAUGAGAGGAGAGCAGGACUUUGCUGGGAUUAGAACAGUAUGUGUAUGCUGAGCUUAGACAUAAGGAGACCUGAACGAGGGACAUCCAGUCAUUUCAGUCAUCCAGAAGUGCACGGAAAAGAAGGCGGACCAGAAAUGCUCCUAGUAGUUUUCCUUUGGAUUCACGCAUGAGGGUAAUCCUUGACACUGCUGGACCAUGACUGGCAAAGUGAGGCAGUGGAGGUCCAUGUGCAAAGGCCUGGUCCUGGGAACCCUCUUGACCAGCUGUAUGAUCCUGCUUUACUGCCUCUCCACUCCACAGAUCCACUUCAGUCUGCCUGAGCUUCCGGUGCCUUACUCCUGUGCCCACCGUCCAUCCCAGCUCCACCAUAAACUAACCACAAACAGCUCACACCAAACCCAUGGCCAACCUUGUGCUCCCAAAGUGGACGUCAUGUUCCUGAAGACCCACAAAACAGCCAGCAGCACCUUCCUCAACAUCCUUUUCCGCUUUGGGGAAAAACACCAGCUGAAAUUUGCCUUCCCUGACAGCAGGAAUGACUUCUUCUACCCAUCUCCUUUUGAGCGCUCCCAGGUAAAAGAGUACAAACCAGGGAUGUGCUUCAACAUUAUCUGUAAUCACAUGCGAUUCAAUGCACCUGAAGUGGCUAAGCUGCUCCCCAUGGACACGUCCUACAUCACUAUCCUGCGAGACCCCGCAGAGCUGUUUGAGUCGUCCUUCCACUACUUUGGCCGCCUGGUGCCGUUUACCUGGAGGAUACCAGGUGAUGACAAGCUGGCUGAGUUCCUGCGUGACCCCCUUCACUACUUUGAUCCAGAGGGCUUCAACUCUUUCUACCUCAAGAAUCUGCUGUUCUUUGACUUUGGCCUGGACAACAACCUGGAGCCAAAUAGUCCUCGAGUAGAAGAAGGAAUCAAAUUCAUCACCGACCGCUUUCAGCUCGUCAUGCUGGUAGAAUACUUUGAAGAGUCACUCAUUCUGCUCAAGGAUACCCUCUGCUGGGAGAUGGAUGAUUUGCUCUUCUUUAAGCUCAACGCUCGCAAGGGAUCCACAGUGUCUGAACUUACUCCUGAGCUGAGGGAAAGGGCCCUUGAGUGGAAUGCUAUUGACUGGAAGCUCUACCAGCAUUUCAACCAGACCUUCUGGAAGAGAGUAGAUGCAUACGGACGGCGGCGGAUGGCUGAGGAGGUGGCAGAACUCAGGAGAAGGAACACGGAGAUGGCAUCCGUCUGCAUCGAGGGGGGUCAUGCCGUGGACGCUGGCAGCAUCCAGGAGACGGCCAUGCAGCCGUGGCAACCCAUUGGAGAGAAGUCGAUCAUGGGUUAUAACCUGAAGAAGAAUGUGGACAAGGCACAUCAGAAGUUGUGCCGUAAGAUGUUGAUGCCAGAGAUUCAAUAUUUAACAGAGCUUGGGGUGAACCUGUGGAUCACCAAGCUGUGGGGCUAUGUUCGAAAUAUCAUCAACUGGUAAGAAAGAGUGACCAAUUCAGCUCCAAAAGAUUGUAUUCAAAGAAAGGAAGUCCGAAGGUGUGGCUGAUACGAGCCACUUUUUCUGCCUUGUUUUAUUGUAAGUGACGUUGUAUGGUAUUUGAUCGCUUGAGAAAACAAACACUGUUGAGCACACAAUCGAUGAAUACAGAAACAUUUUUGUGACAUGUCUGUGUGUUGACUCAAAUGUGAAACAUUAAAAUGUUGUUACUCUCAGUUGUGUGCCUGUUGUAAUGGUUAAAUGAAUCAGGAUUGAAGACCCAUUUGUUGCCAUUUGAGUUUUUGAGUUUGUCUCAAAACGAGGAUUAAAAGGCCUGUACAUACACCGCAAGAACAGAGAAUGUGUUCUUUUUCUCGACGUGGCAAGAACAAGAACAAAGGUUGUUCUGGAAAUUUCAUACUGCAAAAGAAACUCAAUUUCAAUCACACAAUAGUUCUGCCCAGACGGUGCGUCAAGAAUGAGCUUCAAGAACUCCCAAACCCUGAGAGAGAGAACAAAUUUCUCAGUUCUCGAAGAGUAUGUACACUACUACUAAAACACACAUGAGGAACUAGUGAAUGUAAAGUAUACCGUCCCAGUUAUGGAAGAAAAAUAUCAGCCAUCAUUUAAAAAAGCAGACAAGCAAACAAAUCAUAUGAGUACGUAACAGGGAAGGUAGGGAUUAGUUAAGGGGUUAACUAAUCAGCAUCAACUCUGUUCUAAGGUCCCAGAACAACAUCAUUUAAAUCAAAUGUAAUGAAUAAAACCUCUGCUUCCCAAUGUAAAUGUCUGAUGAAUAAAAUAAAAAAUAAAAAAUAAAAAUAUAUCAAUGAACUAAAUCCUAAGAGCAUUACUAUAUGUUAUCACUAAGAUUUUUCUUUUAAGUUUCUUGUCAGUUUAGUUUUUUCUUUUAGUUUUCUGCUAUAUUAAAUCAUAUUAUUGUUUUUUUAAGCCAAAUCUUUUUCUCUCCUGACAGCAGAGCAUUCUCAGUACGCAAUGAUAAUAUGAUAUAUCUGUGGUCAACCUAGACAUGUAAAUCAUCAUAUCUAGACAAUGCCUGACAGUGUUUAACCUCACGCACAUGUUUGCACAGCCUUGUAAUCAUUGUCUGUGGAUAUGACUAGUUCAAACUGAGCAAUAAACAGAUCUUUAAUAGAUGUUCUAUUCAGAAUUAUUGAUUCUAUAAUUUAUCGAUUUUGAACUCCAUACAAUGGCAAUGAAAGUAUAUGAUAAUCUUUGAUUCCUAAAAAUAAAAAGGAAAAAAAUAGAUGUAAUCUGUAUUUAUUAAAUUUGACUGGCACCACCA
This is a messenger RNA of Solea senegalensis (Senegalese sole), 3962 nucleotides long. RefSeq names its product galactose-3-O-sulfotransferase 1a (gene gal3st1a). The record is from RefSeq and is a predicted model, not a curated record. Gene Ontology annotation, cellular component: membrane. Bases 1385 to 2659 code for a protein of 424 amino acids. Gene Ontology annotation, biological process: galactosylceramide biosynthetic process; myelination. Gene Ontology annotation, molecular function: galactosylceramide sulfotransferase activity. The transcript is spliced from 3 exons. NCBI's taxonomy places the organism in Eukaryota, Metazoa, Chordata, Actinopteri, Pleuronectiformes, Soleidae.